AUGGCGUCUCUGUAUUCGCACAUGAGGAGUGUGAAUAAGCAUAACCUACGUACACUACAGACACAGCCGCUGAAUGAACUCUCUGGAGCUCUCGGCGAUCUAGGGACUUUACUACCUCUACUCAUCGCUCUCACCCUGACCAAGAGCAUAUCAUUACCUGCUACCUUGGUCUUUUCUGGACUCGCAAACAUAGCGACAGGAGUGGCGUUUGGUAUACCAUUACCUGUUCAACCUAUGAAAGCUAUAGCUGCAAUCGCUAUCAGUCAGUCGUACACCAAGACUGAGAAUAUCUCUGCUGGCCUUUUUGUGGGAGGAGUUGUGACAUUCCUCAGUCUGACUGGACUCCUCAAGUGGUUUGGCCGUGUGGUACCUAUCCCUGUUGUCAGAGGUAUCCAAAUGGGCGCUGGUUUCGCCCUGGUCAUUUCAGCGGGGACUAGUCUUCUCAAGCCGCUCGGUUGGGUCAGUCCAAACUGGUCAGACAACUGGUUAUGGGCCAUGGCUGCAUUCGUCUUUCUCCUUGUAUCUUCCUUGGUGCCACGAGUCCCAUACGCUCUACUUGUCUUCAUACUCGGACUUGUGUUCGCUGGCAUCCAACUCAGGACCUCCCACUCAUCAACACAUUCAGGCUUCCAAACCUGGCACCCAAAAGCCUACAUCCCCUCCUCCAAGGACUUCUACAAAGGCGCCUUCGAAGCCGGUCUUCCUCAGCUUCCUCUCACAACCCUGAACAGUAUCCUAGCUGUAACAUCCCUCUCAGCAUCGCUAUUCCUCUCUUACCCUCCAACCCCGUCAAACACCCAAAUCGGCCUCUCAGUAGGCAUCGCAAAUCUAAUCGGCUGCUGGUUCGGCGCCAUGCCCGUAUGCCACGGCUCCGGCGGCCUCGCAGCCCAAUACCGUUUCGGCGCCCGCAGCGGCGCCAGCAUAAUCCUCCUCGGCCUCGUAAAACUGAUCCUCGGACUCACAGCCGGCGAAUCCAUCAUCCCUCUCCUACAACGCUUUCCCAAAAGCCUAUUGGGGAUUAUGGUACUAGCUGCUGGCGUGGAAUUAGCGAAAGUGGGUCAAUCGUUAGAUGAUGUUCAGGAUGCUUGGGAGGAAACAGAACAGGAAAAUGAGGAUGCGAAUGCGGAUAAGAGACGUGAACUUAAUGAGCAGGAGAAGAAGAAUCGGUGGGCUGUCAUGUUGGUUACUGUGGCUGGGUGUCUGGCAUUCAAGAACGAUGCUGUGGGUUUCAUUGCUGGUAUGGUGUGGCAUUGGGGCUUGCAGCUGUCGAGUUGGGCCAAGCAGAGACACUGGAGGGGUCAGAGGAGAUUGACUCGCUUCUUUACCUCCCGCGAGUAUAGGGAUGGUGAGGAUGCGCCUUUGUUGCACAACGAUGACGCUUAA
This is a messenger RNA of Aureobasidium musti, 1383 nucleotides long. Lineage: Eukaryota; Fungi; Ascomycota; Dothideomycetes; Dothideales; Saccotheciaceae. The record is from the annotation of a GenBank genome assembly.